AUGAAAUGUGUUUAAAAUAAAUUUCAAAAUGCUCAUUUAGAAUCAUGGAUUGACAUGCCUCAAUUUAAUGAACAACUAAGUAAUUAAGAGUAGGAUUGUCUGAAAUUAUUGGAUAAUAUUUCAGAGUAAUUUGAGUCAAUCUUUCACUCAUUCGAAAAAUUCAAGUAAGGGAUUAAUUUGAAAUUUAUACUAAACAAAGAAAGAGUAAGAAUGAACGUUUAAUAAUUAAACGUAGCAAUUGGUGAAAUGAUAUAUUUCUAAGAAUUUAAAGUAUAAGCAUAGUAUUCUAUAACUAACCGUGUCAAAAAGUUGUAAAAUGAUUUAAUCAAACUGAUUGUUAAGUUGAGAAUAGAAGAUUUGAAUUUUCGUUUAUAAAAUGAAAACAAUAACAAAUAGUUGGAAAUGAAUGGAAUUGGAGGCAAAUAACAAGGCAUUUUAAAUGAGAAAGAAAUGUUAGAAUCAACAAUUAAGAUGUUAAAUUAAUCUUAGGUUUUGAAUGCUGAAAAUUUAUCUGCAUUAUCUAUGAAAUCAUUAACUUUAAAAUCACUUGGCCAAUUUGCAGAAGCUAUAAAAUGGGCAGAUAAAGCUUUACAAAUUGAUCCAAAUCACAUUAAAUCAUUAUACUGCAAAGCUAAGUGCUUAUAUAUGCUCGACAAAUAUGAAGAGUCGGAAUAAUAGGUAGACAAUGUUCUAAAAUAUGAUUCAAACUAUGUUAAUGCGUUGCGAUGA
Molecule: messenger RNA, 729 nt
Organism: Paramecium tetraurelia
Lineage: Eukaryota; Ciliophora; Oligohymenophorea; Peniculida; Parameciidae
Exons: 4
Molecular function (GO): protein binding
Source: RefSeq, a predicted model, not a curated record